AUGGCGGUCGCGGCGACGGCGUGCGCGGCGUGGUGCGCGCUGGGAAGCGCGCGGGAGACGAGCGAGGUGAGGGUGACGGCGCGGCGGACGAAGCGAAACGCGUACGUGCUGGACAAGUGCGGGGCCAUCUUGGAGCGAGGGUACGACGCGGUCGCGUGGUUGAAAAAUAGGCACGCGAGCACGAUUUUGAGUUCGUUGCUCAGGCGGGAUUUGAACGUGGCGUAUCAGCGGGAGGUGUUGGCGAUGCCGGACGGCGGACACGCGACCCUGGACUGGCCGAUGAGCAGCGCGCUCGUGCGUCGAAGGUUGGCGGUGCAUCACGCUCGAAUCGCCGCCGACGCGCCGGUGUUGGUGCUGAUGUCGGGCAUCGCCGGCGGGUCGCACGACAAGUACUUGAAGCAUUUUUUAAAGCGCGCCAGGGCGCGCGGAUUUCGAUGCGUCGCGUUCAACUGCCGCGGCACCUCGGAAUCGCCGCUGACGACGCCGCAAUUUUACAGCGCAUCGUACACGGGCGAUAUCAGGCACGUCGUGAACACGCUUCGCGAACGAUACCCAGACGCGCCGCUCUUCGCCAUCGGUUGGUCGCUCGGGGCAAACAUUUUGACGAAUUUCCUCGGAGAAGAGGGAGAAAACGCGAAAGUCACCGGUGCUGCGGCGCUGUGCAAUCCGUUCGACUUGAACGCGUGCGACACUGCGCUCGAGAGUGGGUUUUUCGGUAAAGUGUACAGUCAAGCCAUGGCGAAGAACAUGCGCAAGCUCUUCGCGCCGCACGAGAACCUCUUCGCGGGGUUACCGAAGUACAAUCCCGAGCUCGUCAAGGCGGCGAAGACGGUGAGGGAUUUCGACGAAGCAAUCACGCGAGUUACUUUCGGAUUUCCGUCCGUGGAUGCGUAUUACGAAUAUUCUGGGAGCAAGAAUAAGAUUGGCGACGUUCGCGUCCCGUUGAUGACGGUGCAGGCGCGCGACGACCCAAUCGCCAUCGCCGAUUCAAUCCCUCGCGCGAUCAUCGAGGAAAAUCCAAAUGUGAUUUUGCUUGAAACUGAAAGCGGCGGUCAUUUGGGAUGGGAGGCGGGUCCAGAAGCGCCGUUCGGCGCGCCUUGGCCGGACGCCGUGGUGAUGCAAUUUUUCGAGGCGUUGCUCGAAUUGAAAAAAUCGCCGAACGCGAAAGUCGAAACGGACACGAAAGUAGACCCUGUGCCCGCGCGUUGA
Molecule: messenger RNA, 1209 nt
Organism: Ostreococcus lucimarinus CCE9901
Lineage: Eukaryota; Viridiplantae; Chlorophyta; Mamiellophyceae; Mamiellales; Bathycoccaceae
Exons: 2
Coding region: 1-1209 (402 amino acids)
Molecular function (GO): short-chain carboxylesterase activity; monoacylglycerol lipase activity
Source: RefSeq, a predicted model, not a curated record